CUCUGCCUGCAGCCAGCCCAGCGGCCAGCCCUGCCACUCCGCGCCCAGCAGCCAUGACGCCGUCCACAGCUGCGCUCGCACUGCUUCUGCUCGCAGCUGCCGCCUGCCCCCAGAGCCAAGGCCAGCACAAUCCCAGCUUCUGCUGCUUUGAAUUCAUAACCAAAGAAAUUCCACUGAGGAAACUGCGAUCCUAUGAAUUCACCAAUUUCCAGUGUGCCAAGUCAGCUGUUGUAUUAAUCUUGAAAAACAAUCAGCGGCGCUGUGCGGACCCACAAGCAACGUGGGUGAAAAGGCGUCUGCAACACCUCCCACCAAACUGACGACUUGCCACCUCACCGGAAGAGGAAUGGGGAGCCUGAGGCUUGUCCUGACAAAGGCACUUGAUAAUUUAAUUGUUUAUUCUAUCCUGUAACAGAUAAUAUAUUCUAUUUAAGUUAUGUCUGACUAUUUUAAGGAAUUUUGUAUUUUUAUUAUAUUAAAGGGGAACUUAGAUUGUGUAAGAUUUCAGAGAAACCUGAAGCAUGAAGAAUAAAUCUUAGCAAACAAGAA
This is a messenger RNA of Varanus komodoensis (Komodo dragon), 549 nucleotides long. RefSeq names its product C-C motif chemokine 8-like. Gene Ontology annotation, molecular function: chemokine activity; CCR chemokine receptor binding. NCBI's taxonomy places the organism in Eukaryota, Metazoa, Chordata, Lepidosauria, Squamata, Varanidae. The transcript has 3 exons. Gene Ontology annotation, cellular component: extracellular region. The record is from RefSeq and is a predicted model, not a curated record. Gene Ontology annotation, biological process: chemokine-mediated signaling pathway; G protein-coupled receptor signaling pathway; cellular response to tumor necrosis factor. Bases 54 to 320 code for a protein of 88 amino acids.